AUACAACCACUUACAUUUGAAUUACAAAAAGUAUAAGAAAUGUGGUUUUUGCCCGUUGUAGCUGGGUUGAUAUAAACAAAUUAUUCAUAAACAAAUUAUUCAUCAAGUGCCAUUCCCUUUUUCCCAAAAUCUAGUAUAACACACAUGGCAAGUUCUUCAAAAAAUCCCCAAAAUUCCUCCACCACUAACGGGGGGAGUAGAAGGAGAAUAUUUUGCUAUUGCAAUGACGUUGCCGUAAUACGGACGGCAAAGAACGGGGUAAAUGCUGGCAAGCACUUCUUUGGGUGUCCGAAUUGGCCUGGAUCUAGUGCAUGAAAUAUUUGAGUGGGUAAUAGAUGACUCUUGUUCUAAAAGGGGCCUUCUGUUUAACGAUUUUGAAGUGAAAAUUCUAGAAAAGGACAUUGAGAUAGCUGAGUUGGAGAUGAAGAACCGUAUGUUAGAAGAAAAAUGGAAGAAAUUACAAAUGAAGAAAGACAGUGUUGAAGAAGAAUUGCAAGAAAUAAAAAAUGAGCUUUGUCAUACGCGAAUCGAGUUAAUGAACUGCGGCCAAUCUGAGAAGAAUUUGUCCAUGAUGUUGGUGUUCUCAUGGCUUAUUUUUGCUGUCUUAACUUUGUUAUUGAGGUAGUAUUUAGGGGUACUUAAUCCAUGAAUAUAAGGCAUAACAGGAGUUUUAUUUCUUUUAUGUACUACUAAUCUACUACGGCAUGUUAUUUAUGAUUAGUGAUCAAGAUCUAUCUAGAAGUCGUAUUUUGUUAGAAUUAUUAAAAAUAUUAGUGUUUAGUCCAUUGAAUAUCAAAUGGAGUUAUAUUUUUCUAGUAA
Messenger RNA from Spinacia oleracea (spinach), 819 nucleotides. RefSeq lists its product as uncharacterized. Bases 263 to 625 code for a protein of 120 amino acids. The record is from RefSeq and is a predicted model, not a curated record. Lineage: Eukaryota; Viridiplantae; Streptophyta; Magnoliopsida; Caryophyllales; Amaranthaceae. The transcript is spliced from 2 exons.